Molecule: messenger RNA, 1105 nt
Organism: Diuraphis noxia (Russian wheat aphid)
Lineage: Eukaryota; Metazoa; Arthropoda; Insecta; Hemiptera; Aphididae
Source: RefSeq, a predicted model, not a curated record
AUUCAAAUAUAUAGUUUACUGCGAGAACGUGAUAAUGACACUGCGACGUCACCUGACGUUAGCCCUUUGUAUCGCUCUGUUUUGCGCGAUAGAAUGGACUUACGGUGCCAAGUUGAAGAAACAGCAGGAGACGACGAUGAUGAAGUUCGUCAAGUUACUGUUCUAUAGGCUGAUUUACGGUUUCGCCAACAUGAUCGGCUUGGGAGACGCGGCCGAAGAAUUCGGUGACGGGAUGCUGGCUCCUCCGGAUUACCGACAAGAAGACACAGAGGACGACUACUACGACGACGACAACAACGAUGAUUAUUACAGUAAUUACGAAGCAUAUUAAUGCCGAGACCGAAUAAACGAACCCACCACUAUAUAUAUAUACCUACGCUUAUUAUCACAUAUUUUAUAAAAAAUAUUAUAGUUAUAAUAAUGUGUCUGAUUAAUACUAUAAUUACCUAUACUAAACUCAUCUGUUCGCGUCGAGUUGACCCACUUUUGCGCAUGCCUUUAUACUGAGUCUACAACCGUGAAAACGACAAUGUAUAAUCUGCCGUCAUAUAUUAAGCUACUGUAAGCAGUAAAUCCAUUUUUUUUGGCGGAAUCGAUUUUUCAUUUGAUGGUGUCUAUCGAUACCUAUUUUAAUAAUAUUCUCUAUUGAUUUCUCAUUAGAAAUUCAUGCAAAAAGACAAAAGUUUACUGAGAAGGCCUURUGAUGCAGUAUAAAUGGUUUUACUGUUUCCUGAAAAACUAUGUUUUUUGGAGUUAGRUAUAUUACUUUUGAAGUGGCUUUUGACGGCUGAACAUACGCAUGUCUCUCUAUAUUGGUUCCUUGGGCGGAAAUCCAUUGAAAUUUCUGAGAUACUUAAUUUAUUUAAACACAAAUUAUACCUAAACAAAGUUUGUACAAGCAAUAUGAAAGACAGAAAUCCGGUGAGAUAAGCCUCACUUUCCAAGUUCGAAACUUGUGCCCUCGUGGUGUCGRCUCGAAUACWGAGUAAGGCUUGUCGCUAUAUAUACCAUCUAAAUUACCCAGCUUCACCCGAGUGUCAAGUGAUGAAUAUUUAUUUAUACAAAACAUUUAAUAUUUUUACUAUUUUCAAAAUUAGAUUUACGC